AUGUCCAGUGUCACGGGGGUGAUGAAGCUCGAGAUUUCAAGUGGGAGAGAUGACAGCUAUCCUGUUUUGGACGCUCUCCCAUGGAGCAAACUCUUCUAUGUUUCAAGGGACUGGAGCUUGAGCUUCGUGAGCAGGAGGGAGCAGGGAGUAAUCAGGCUAGAAAUCGGCGUAGUGCUUCAGCUUGAAAUCUCACUAGGAUAUAAGGUCAUUCAAAGCCUAUUUAAAUUAGCAUAUUCAUGGAACAAUUUCAUGCUAAAGAACUUGCAUGCUCUACUUCUCUCGAGCUCUGAGUAUAGACACGACAAGAAGCUUUUCAGCCAGUUGAUCCGUGUGUACGGAAGAUGUGGCCGCCUUGCGUGUGCCCUGGAGGUGUUUCGAGCACUACCAGAGCACAAUAUCUUCUCUUGGAACAACAUGAUGCAAGCAUAUGCCCAGAAUGGCUAUCAAGAAAAAGCGCGAGGGUUUUUCGAUCGCAUGCCGCGGAGAGAUACUGUUGCGUGGACGACAAUGCUAGGGGCUUACGCGCUCAAGGGUUUCGUGGCGGACGCCAGGAAGGUCUUUUUGGACAUGCCCGAGAAAAACUUGGUUGCGUGGAAUGCAAUGUGUCAAGCAUAUGCCGCGAAUGGGUACCUUGAGGAGACAAAGAUGGUGUUGGAGAGGACUCCUCAGACGGACUUUGUGACUUGGACAAUGCUUAUUACUGUUUAUGCACAGAAUGGCGAUAUCGGAGAGGCAAAGUUGGUGUUUGAUACAAUGCCGGAGCGCAACGAGGUGUCAUGGAACGCAAUGGUGACCGCAAAUGCCCAGAAAGGACGUAUCGAUGCCGCUAAGCUGCUCGUAGAGAAAAUGCCUUUGGUGAGUCUCAUUGUGUGGAACGCAAUCAUUCAAGGCUCCGAAGUUUGUGAUGCGGAGAAUUUUUUCCUUGGAAUGCCCGAGAAGGAUGUCAUAUCUUGGACUCUCAUGGUUCCUAGAUACGCAAAGAGUGGGUAUAUGGCAAAAGCGAGAGAUAUUUUCCGCAAGAUGCCAGUGCGAAGUGUAGUUUCAUGGACAGCAAUGCUGGUGGCAUAUGCCGGGAGCAACAACUUGGCGAUGGCGAAAAAAACCUUCGAUGCUAUGCCGGAGAGAAACCAUGUCUCGUGGAACGCGUUGCUCCAGGGCUAUGGAGCGGCCGGGCAUGGCACCGAAUUGAGGAUGACGUUUGAAAAGAUGCCCCUCAAAACAAUGUCGAGUGUGACGGUGGUGAUGGAGUUCGAGGCGAAAAUGGGAGAGAUGGUGGAGGCUAAGCAAGUGUUUGAUGAUAAUGGGAUUGGUGAAUCAAGCGUGGUUUCGUGGACAACCAUGGUGGUGGCUCACGCUCACCGGGGCGAUAUCGAGCAAGCUAAGAGCCUCUUUGACGAAAUACCCGAGAAGGACAUGGUUGCCUGGAACACCAUGGUCCACCUCUAUGCCCAGCACGGGCAUUACAUGCUCGAGGCCAAAACCACCUUCGAUCUCAUCCCCCGGCGUGAUGUAGUCUCGUGGAACACCCUGCUCAUUGGAUAUGCGAACAAUGGCGAUCUCGCCGCAGCUCUCAAAGUUUUCCACACCAUGCCAAUGAGAGACACGGUUUCCUGGAACGCCACGGUGACCAUCUACGCAUCCAGUGGAUUCAUGGAAGAAGCUCGCGAGAUCUUUGAGCAAAUUCCCGGGAGCAACAACACCAUAACCUGGGACGUGAUGCUCGAGGCCUACACCGCGCGGGGCCUGGGAGAAGAAGCUCUUGAGCUCUUCCGGCUCAUGGCCGUGGAAGGCAUCCGUCCCGAUGAGGCGGCGUUCGUGAGCAUCUUGAACUCGUGUAGCCACCUCGGGCUCCUGGCAGAAGCUCGGCUCCAAUUCCAGUCCAUGAGCCAAGACCACGGCCUGGUGCCUGCGAGGGAGCAUUACUGCUGCGUGGUGGACAUUCUGGGCCGCUCCGGCCGGAUGGGCGAUGCGGAAGAGCUUUUAAAAGCCAUGCCUUUUGUUCCGGACGAGGUGGUGUGGGCCUCCUUCCUCAACUCGUGCAGGAUCCACAGUGAUUUGGAGCGCGGGGGCCGAGCUGCCAAGCUCAGCUCCAAUGACGCCAGCCACUAUCUUCUCUUGGCGACCAAUUUUUCCACAAUAUCUUGA
This is a messenger RNA of Selaginella moellendorffii, 2145 nucleotides long. RefSeq names its product pentatricopeptide repeat-containing protein At4g02750-like. The record is from RefSeq and is a predicted model, not a curated record. Gene Ontology annotation, biological process: RNA modification. The coding region runs from base 1 to 2145 and encodes 714 amino acids. Lineage: Eukaryota; Viridiplantae; Streptophyta; Lycopodiopsida; Selaginellales; Selaginellaceae. Gene Ontology annotation, molecular function: RNA binding; protein binding. The transcript is spliced from 2 exons.